CCUCUAUACCACCAUAUGCACAUGCUAGCCUUAAACCAUACCAUUCUCCGAUCACUUAAACUGUUCAAAAACCUUAUAACAAUGAACCACAAAAGCCCCGACCGGCGAAGAUUCAUUCUCCCCUCUUUCUUCUUCAUCUUCUUCCUUUGCGUAUUAGCUUCUAUAAACGAAGUUCGAUUCGACAGCUUAUUGAGAUUAGGUAAAAGUGCUCUUGCCUAUAAUGUUCCAUCUCAGGUCUCUACUAACUCAACUUCCGACGAAGUUCGCAUUUUAAUGGGUAUUUUAACGCUUCCCGACCAAUACCAACGCCGCCAUUUUCUACGGAUGAUAUACGGAACACAGUCUCCAAUAGGUGCAAAGAUUGACAUAAAGUUUGUUUUCUGUAAUCUAACGAAGGAAGAUCAGAAGGUACUGGUUGCACUUGAAAUAAUGCGUUACGAUGACAUUAUUAUUCUCAACUGUACAGAGAAUAUGAACAAAGGUAAAACCUAUACCUACUUUUCAAGCUUGCCUGAGAUGUUAAACGACACUGAUAGGCCUUACCCUCCUUACCAUUAUGUGAUGAAAGGAGACGAUGAUGUUUAUUUUAGGCUAGAGAAGUUAGCAGAGUCUGUAAAGCCAUUGCCGAGGGAAGAUUUGUACUAUGGUUAUGUUAUUCCAUGUUCAAGCAUGGACCCGUUUAAGCACUAUAUGGCUGGAAUGGGAUAUAUGGUUUCUUGGGAUAUUGUAGAGUGGAUUAGGGUUUCUGAAAUUCCAAGAAACCAUCUGGAAGGACCAGAGGAUAAAGUUUUUGGGGAUUGGAUAAGAGAAGGGCAUAAAGCUAAAAAUAGGUUUAAUGGAAAGUGGUCUAUGUAUAAUUAUCCUGAGCCUCCGACAGGAUGUUCACAUGAGUUUUGGCCAGACACAAUUGCAGUUCAUGCAUUGAAGAAUCAAGAAAAGUGGGUUAAAACAUUAAAGUAUUUCAAUGUUACUGAUAAUCUUAAACCUUCUAAAUUAUACCAUAUACCUUAAAUUAAAUAUAUUUAUAUUUACCCAGAUUAAAUUUUACAAUUUAAAUGCUGGGUAAUUGUUUUUGUAAUUUAUAUUCUUUUUCUUUCUCUUUUUUAAUUUCCUGGAAUUGAUGACUUUGAGAGUCAAAAAUGUAAUAGAGGGGGCAUAAUUUGAUGACCCAUGAAUGAAUAUGAUUCUUUCUACAUAACCUGUUAAUUUCUGUGUUUUAAUCU
This is a messenger RNA of Jatropha curcas, 1223 nucleotides long. Its product is annotated as beta-1,3-galactosyltransferase pvg3. Gene Ontology annotation, molecular function: hexosyltransferase activity. NCBI's taxonomy places the organism in Eukaryota, Viridiplantae, Streptophyta, Magnoliopsida, Malpighiales, Euphorbiaceae. The record is from RefSeq and is a predicted model, not a curated record. Gene Ontology annotation, cellular component: membrane.